AUGGUACAGGAUGAUUCUCGUGACAAGGCUUACAUUUCCUACGAGGACUUGAAAGAUGCAGAAAAAGCUAUACUUACGUUCAUUCAGUGGCAAGAAUUUUCUACGGAAAUAAAUACCCUUAUGUCAAGAAAUUCUAGUGUCAGUCAUGGUAGCAGAAUCCGGAGCCUUGAUCCAUUUUUGGAUGCUGGUCUUUUGCGAGUCGGUGGCCGUUUACACAAGUCAAGUUUUCCAGAGGAGAUGAAACAUCCAGUGAUUUUACCCAAAGAUCAUCAUGUGUCCACUCUAAUUCUUAACCAAAUUCAUCAGGAUUUGUUACAUAGUGGCAGAAAUCAUAUGCUAGCUAAGCUGAGAGAACGUUACUGGCUUAUCCAUGCUCCAUCUGCAAUUCGGAAAGUCAUAUCAAAGUGUGUUACUUGUAGACGACAGAGGUCUAAGGUUGGAGAGCAAAAGAUGGCAAGUUUGCCCAAAGAUCCUAGUCGUGCAGUGCAUUUAGAGAUAGCAGCUUUGUUGGAUACAGAUUCCUACAUAAAUGCACUACGUCGUUUCAUAGCAAGAAGAGGACAAGUAAAGAAAAUACGUUCUGACAACGGAACUAACUUUGUUGGUGCCGAACGUGAACUUAAAAAAUCCAUACAAGAAUGGAACCAAGCACAGAUCCAAUCUGCGAUGUUACAAAAGAACGUAGACUGGCAGUUUAACCCACCAGCUGGAUCACACUACGGGGGAGCCUGGGAGAGGUUAAUUAGAUCUAUUCGUAAAGCCAUGAAUAGUGUACUAAAGGAGCAGACACUUGAUGAUGAAGGACUUCAUACUCUAAUGUGUGAAAUUGAAUAUACAAUCAACGACCGACCAAUAACAAAGAACACGGAUCAACACGGUGACUUGGAGCCACUUACUCCAAAUCAUUUGCUUUUGAUGAAGAGGAAACCUAACCUUCCUCCAGGAGUCUUCGAUAAGACAGAUCUGUACCACAGACGCCGUUGGAGACAGAUACAAUAUAUGGCCAACUUGUUCUGGCAUCGUUGGGUACGCGAGUACUUACCACUCCUCCAGGAACGACAAAAAUGGCAUGAUAUCAAGAGAAACUUUCAAGUCGGUGACAUUGUGUUAGUUGUGGAUUGGAACGCCCCGAGGAACUCUUGGCCGAUGGGAAUGGUGCAUGAGGCAAUUCCCGACAGAAAUGGACUCGUGCGUCAGGUCAAAGUGAAAACUGCGACAAACAUUUUAACGCGACCUGUCGAUAAGCUGUGUAUGAUACUUGAAAUGGACUAA
Saccostrea cuccullata (small rock oyster) is the source of this 1272-nucleotide messenger RNA. RefSeq lists its product as uncharacterized. The transcript is spliced from 2 exons. Gene Ontology annotation, biological process: DNA integration. NCBI's taxonomy places the organism in Eukaryota, Metazoa, Mollusca, Bivalvia, Ostreida, Ostreidae. The record is from RefSeq and is a predicted model, not a curated record. Bases 1 to 1272 code for a protein of 423 amino acids. Gene Ontology annotation, molecular function: nucleic acid binding.